AUGUAUUCGUCCUGGCUACUGUUCGUAUUGUGCUUGGCAACGGCCGCUGCUGAACCGCUCCGCCAUCGUCGACAGUUGGCAUGUGAUUGUGCUACAGUAACCCCAAAAUGUUCAUGUCAGCCAGUCGCUCAGUUUGGACUCCAGCAAAACUGUCAAUGCACACCUGCACCGGCUUGUCCAUGUGCUGAGCCCAUCAAGAUUGCUCAAUGUGCUCCAGUAUGCCAAACGACGUGUAUGGAUUCAUGCGCACAGCAGCAACAGCCGGUAGCACUGUGCCAGCAGUCGUGCAGUAAUACCUGUCAGAAGACAUGUCAGCCAGUUUGCAUGCAAGAAUGCGCAGCAAGCUGUCAACCUAGUCAACCAUCAUGUCAAGACAGUUGUCAGCCCAUGUGUCAACAAAUGCUGCCUAUCUAUCUCAACCCUGGAAAUCCUCCAGUUCCUGCUAGGGUAAAUCCAUUUGUUACCGCCGGGCGUCCUCCAUGCAAUCAAUGUCAGCCAGUCUGUCAGACUGCUUGUGCUGGACAACAAAUGCCAGCAUGCGAAGAACAAUGCGUGCAACAAUGUCAGCCAAUCUGUGAGCCUACACCGACGCUUGUUACCGAGCCAGUUUGCGCUCCUGCUUGUCAGCCAGCGUGCGAGCCAGCAUGUGUACAGAAAAUUGUUCGAGUUGAACCCCAAUGUGCCAAUCAAUGCAUGCCCUCAUGUGAACCCACCUGUAUCGAGAAGGUUUACAAUGUCAUCGCAGCUCCAUCUUGUCAGCCAGCUUGCCAGCCUGCUUGUGAGCCAUCUUGUGUGCAACAGGCUCUCGUACCUGUACAAACACAAUGUGCUCCUCAAUGUAUGCCAGCUUGCGAGCCUGUCUGCAUCCAAAAGGUGGUCGCUGCCCCGUCUUGUGUACCCGCUUGCCAGCCUGCUUGUGAACCAUCCUGCAUUCAACAGGUGGUUGCUGCCCCAUCCUGCGUGCCCUCUUGCCAACCUGCCUGUGAACCAUCCUGCAUUCAGCAGCAGCCAGUAGUUUCGCGUCAGCCACAGUGCGCUCCACAGUGUAUGCCUGCUUGUGAGCCAGUAUGCAUCCAGAAAGUAGCUCCGUCUUGCCAACCAGCUUGUCAACCUGCUUGUGAACCAUCAUGCAUUCAACAGGUUAUGCAACCGGUAGUGGUUUCUGCUCCACCACAAUGUGCUUCCCAAUGUAUGCCUGCCUGUGAACCCGUCUGCAUCCAGAAUGUAGUUCCAGCAGCUCCAUCUUGCCAGCCAGCUUGCCAACCCGCUUGUGAACCAGCAUGUGUACAGCAGGUACAAAAAGUGGAAUGUGCUCCGGCUUGUCAACCUACUUGCUCCCCAACCUGCACACAACAGCAGCCAGUGAUUUUGAACGCUCCUAUCAUUAUCAAUCUACCGUAUGAAACUCAGUUCUCACCGCAGUGUAAACCAGCAUGCUUUGAAACAUGCACAAAGCAAUGUGCUCAACAAAAUCAGUCGUGCGUCGAUCAAGGCAUAUUCUGUCGUUUUGUGAAACAUUUCUGUGAUGAACCAGUGCAUCUAGAAGUGAUGAAGAGGGAUUGUGCAGCUACUUGCCAUUUCUGCGAAGAAGUCGUAAAGGAACAUCAUCGGAAUGAAACUACAAUUACUCUACCUAAUGGCAUGCGAUUCCAGCAAAACCGUUCAAAGAAUAACACUACGACUGAUGUGCCAUGUGGAGGGAAUGGAGCUCGAAAAUGCAUACUGCCUAAUGAAAAAAAGCUUACCACAACGUCAUCACUGAAAUUAGGAAAAGUCAAGCAGAUUCCUUUGAAUGACAAGAACAGGACUGCUAACAGCACAGCUUCUAGUAGAACAAUCACUCUUCCAAAAGAAAAAACUCGCAAGAGCCCCUUUGCAACGAAGCCAAACACUCCAUCACCCAGCAACAAAAGAAUGAUUGAAUACAUGAAAAAUAAGACAAGAACCACCGCAGAUACGUCUACUACCGUAAUCUACAAUGUGUCAGUGGUUCCAGCUACAGAGUCUUAUGAAGCUAGGAGGAUCAAGUUAGAAGAGCUAUUGAAUUCUAAGAGUAACCUGCCCAAUAUCACUACCGCCGACAUCGAAUCGUUUACUGUAUCGCUUUCAAAAACGCUGAUCAAAGGCAAAUGCUACGACGAGUAUACCUAUUGCCGUGAGUUUUCCUCGCUUUGCGCUGAUCCGAACUACAGUGAUGUGAUGGCACGACAUUGUACCCUCACUUGUAACAGAUGUAACGAGGUUGAAUAUAGUGAAGAGUAUGGAGAGGAUUGUUACGAUAUCACACCUGAUUGCCGCUCUCAUAUGGAGCUUUGCACACAUGCAAAGUAUAGGCAAGUGAUGAUGGAUUCGUGCGCAAAGACAUGCAAGUUGUGUACACCAGUAUGCAAGGAUAGACACAGAAACUGCGCGAAAUUCGCUGAAGAUGGUUUCUGCGGCGAUGAAUUGUACAGUAAUGAUGAAAGACAGCAUUUGUGUGGACAGACUUGCAAACUGUGCUGA
Molecule: messenger RNA, 2502 nt
Organism: Cylicocyclus nassatus
Lineage: Eukaryota; Metazoa; Nematoda; Chromadorea; Rhabditida; Strongylidae
Source: the annotation of a GenBank genome assembly